AUGCUCCCCUACAAGACCAUUGAAGAGGCAGAAGUUGCACUAGACAGAGGACUAACUCUUGCUGAGACACUGUGGUUCAAAUACACUGCCAAUAAACCAGAUUUUGUUCUUCAUUGCCACAACAUUCUAUUCUUGUGCUUGUUUUACACUCUAGCCCCUAUUCCAUUUGCAUUGAUAGAGCUUAGUGGCUCCAAGAACUUCAACAAAUACAAGAUUCAGCCCUUAGUAAAGACAUCAUUCUGGGAAAUGUUCAAGUGCUACAAAAAAGUCAUGCAAACCUUUAUCAUUGCAGUUGGUCCUCUACAGAUACUUUCUUAUCCCACCAUAAAGUGGAUUGGGAUCAGAACUGAUUUGACAUUGCCAUCAGGUUGGGAAAUAUUUUGCCAAUUGUUUGUUUACUUUGUGAUUGAAGAUUUUUCCAACUAUUGGAUCCAUAGGUUACUCCAUUGUAAAUGGGCCUUUGAGAAGAUCCAUAAGGUUCAUCAUGAAUAUUCAGCACCAGUUGGGCUCGCAGCACCCUAUGCCCAUUGGGCUGAGAUUAUUUUAUUGGGUAUCCCCUCCUUUCUAGGCCCUGCAAUUGUUCCCUGUCACAUAACAACUUAUUGGCUAUGGUUCGUUUUGCGACAGCUAGAAGCCGUUGAGACCCAUAGCGGGUAUGAUUUUCCAUGGAGUCCCACAAAAUAUAUACCAUUUUAUGCAGGGGCUGCAUAUCAUGACUACCAUCACUAUGUAGGAGGAAGAAGUCAAGGCAAUUUUGCCUCAGUAUUUACCUAUUGUGACUACAUUUAUGGGACCGAUAAGGGGUACCAAUACACUAAGCAAAUGCGCAAGAACAAAUCUACUUCCACCAUGCUUGCCCAAAAUGACAAGAUGGAGUAG
Abrus precatorius (Indian licorice) is the source of this 879-nucleotide messenger RNA. Its product is annotated as methylsterol monooxygenase 1-2-like. The transcript has 4 exons. Gene Ontology annotation, biological process: sterol biosynthetic process. The coding region runs from base 1 to 879 and encodes 292 amino acids. Gene Ontology annotation, molecular function: C-4 methylsterol oxidase activity; iron ion binding. The record is from RefSeq and is a predicted model, not a curated record. NCBI's taxonomy places the organism in Eukaryota, Viridiplantae, Streptophyta, Magnoliopsida, Fabales, Fabaceae.